AUGGCGUUUAGAAGUAUCUCCUUGGUUAGUCGACUUGCUGGGGCCUCGAAGGCUACAUUUAGAACUUUAUACUCCUCUAUACCUUUGCUGAAGGACUACUAUAGCAUAUUAGGAGUCAGCAAAUCUGCCAGUCAGUCUGAAAUCAAAAAGGCUUAUUAUCAGCUGGCGAAAAAGUUUCACCCAGAUGUCAACAAAAAUGAUAAGACAGCUGCACAAAAGUUUCAGGAGGUUAGCGAAGCAUACGAAGUUUUAGGCGAUGAAAACAAACGCAGUCAGUAUGACAAAUUUGGAACAUCUUCAACACAAAAUAACUUCGGAGGUGGUCAGUCACAGGGUUUUGAGUUUCAUUCCAACAUAAACCCAGAAGAGCUAUUUCGGCGUAUAUUCCGUGACAGUGAAUUUACCUUUAAAGAAUGGUCAAGUGGGGAUAAGGGAUUUGCGGAGUCAAUUUUCGGAUCCGAUACCACCAAGGAAAUCGCUAUUAGCCUUACUUUUGAGCAGGCUGCUCGGGGUGUCAACAAAGAUAUCAACGUUAAUAUGGUAACUGAUUGUCCUCGCUGCGGAGGUUCACGUGCUGAGCCUGGCACGGGCAUGUCAACCUGCCCAAGUUGUCGUGGAACAGGGACUGAAAGCUUAAAUACUGGGCCGUAUUUGCUUCGGAGUGUUUGCAGACGAUGCAAGGGUACUGGAACUAUUGUUCGACGUCCCUGUAUAGAAUGUGAAGGCAAUGGCAAGGUAAUAGGCCGUAAUCGAGUCAGCGUAUCCAUUCCUGCAGGCGUAGAAGAUGGCCAGGUCCUACGAGUGUCUGUUGGUAAGGAUGGUUCUCAUAAUCAAGAAAUAUUCUUGCAAAUUCGUGUGGAAAAAAGCCAUCAGUUUCGACGAGAAGGUGCAGAUGUACAUUCAGAUAUUGUGAUCUCACUUGCCCAAGCUGCGUUGGGUGGGAAAACGCGAGUACAAGGCAUUUAUGAGAGUAUGCUAGUCAAUAUUCCAGCCGGAUCAUGCAGUAAUGAUAGAAUACGAUUACCAGGGAAAGGUAUCAGUCGGAUAAACGGUUAUGGAUAUGGCGAUCAUUAUGUUCAUAUUCAUAUUAAACCACCCAAGCGUCUGAGUGAACUACAACGUGCUCUUCUCCUGGCGUACGCUGAAACAGAAACUGAUGUGACUGGUUCAGUCGAGGGUGUCACUUCAACCGAUAAACGUCUCCGUCAACUAUAUGAAAACUUACGACAUUCAUUCGGCCAAAGUUCGGAAACACAAUCGACAGUGACUUCUGACUCAAAUUCGUACAAUGGCAAACGUGCUAUAGAUACAACAAAUGGUUUUCUUCUUUCCCGUAUCCGGAUGGCUGUUCAAGAUCCUAUUACUUGUCAGGAGGAAACAAAACAACAAGAAACGGAAUCUGAUACAGUAACAAAAGAUUCUAAGAAAAAUUGUGUGUAA
Molecule: messenger RNA, 1440 nt
Organism: Heterobilharzia americana
Lineage: Eukaryota; Metazoa; Platyhelminthes; Trematoda; Strigeidida; Schistosomatidae
Source: the annotation of a GenBank genome assembly